Messenger RNA from Menidia menidia (Atlantic silverside), 1122 nucleotides. NCBI's taxonomy places the organism in Eukaryota, Metazoa, Chordata, Actinopteri, Atheriniformes, Atherinopsidae. The record is from the annotation of a GenBank genome assembly.
AAUGGUGUACAAUCCACCAAAGAUGAAAGGGACGAUGAAGGCGAGCUCCUCUGUUUGAAGGUUAAAGCCGUCCUGGAGGAAAUGUUCUCCGACAGUUACCUCGCAAGUGAUGGAUUUUUGCUCAAACACGUGCAGAAGAACAAGAACGGUUACGUUAGCCUGAAGCUUCUUACCUGUUUGAAAAAGAUAAAGGCCCUGACCACAAACUGGUACAUGACUCUGGUAGCAGCAGAGUGUUCAGACCUUCUGGAGGUGAAUGACGAGUGCACCAAAGUGAGGCGCAAAGAGCCACUCCCCAAUUGGCUGCUGUGCUCCCCGACGACCAGGCUUCUUCUGGUCUGGGAUCCUUCCGAGGAGCAGAGCAGAAAAGACAUGGCAACACAAGACCCAGAGUGCCCUUCCCUCUUGUUCAGGGUCCUCCAGGACUUGGGCACUUCCAGCAGUUUUACGUCAGUCAGCAUCCUGAAGCCUGGGGAGGAACUUCCCAAAGACCUACAAUGCUACACCAAACGCCACAAAGAGCUGGGCCAGCAUAUGUGUGCGGUGGUGAAGUUUGGAAGUCUGGAGGCAGUUCGUUCGGCUUACAACGUCAUGAAAGCCAAAGAGGAGAGUUUAGAUGGGAAAGGCUUGUGUGUGGUGCCUUUGGGGUGCCAGUCAAUCCAUAAUAUCACCAAGCGUGAACAAUCAGAAGAGAAAACCGUGGAUCAGCCUAUGGAAGACACAUUCUCUGAAGAAAAUCUAUUCCCUAUCUCAGAGGAAAUGGUCCAAGUGGAUCGUCCCUCAACUGUUAGGGUUUCCAUGAAAGCCCCAGGAACAAUUUGGCCUCAAGUCCGAUUGGAAAACUCCUCACACGGGCUUUUCCAUGACAUGUUCAACAGCCUCAAUCACCAGCCCUAUGGUGGACUGCCUCACAGGUACAGCAGGACUACUCUGUGCUCAGGAGACUUCAAUAAAGAGAGCUCUCCCAGCCCGUGGGUGCUCAGGCGCAAAUCUGCAGCCAGUUCGGUCAACCCAAAGAUGGCCACGCAGCUGAAAGCACCCUGCAGAUCACAAAGAGUACUACGCCAACCCUUUGGCCCUGUUGACAUCAAGGGCUUUUAUGGUAGACAGAAGAAAUCCUAA